Molecule: messenger RNA, 975 nt
Organism: Acomys russatus (golden spiny mouse)
Lineage: Eukaryota; Metazoa; Chordata; Mammalia; Rodentia; Muridae
Product: olfactory receptor 52I1-like
Exons: 1
Coding region: 1-975 (324 amino acids)
Biological process (GO): G protein-coupled receptor signaling pathway
Cellular component (GO): membrane
Molecular function (GO): G protein-coupled receptor activity; olfactory receptor activity
Source: RefSeq, a predicted model, not a curated record
AUGCUGGCGCCAUCCCACAACCACACAGUGGAACUCCCUGCCACCUUCUUCCUCGUGGGCAUUCCAGGUUUGCAGUCUUCCUAUCUUUGGCUGGCCAUCUCUCUGAGCGCCAUGUACAGCACAGCCCUUUUAGGAAACACCCUCAUCAUUACUGUCAUCUGCAUGGAUUCCACUCUACAAGAGCCCAUGUACUUCUUCCUAUGUGUUCUGGCUGCUGUGGACAUUGUGAUGGCUUCUUCUGUGGUACCUAAGAUGGUGAGCAUCUUUAGUUCAGGAGACGGCUCCAUUAGCUUUAAUGCCUGUUUCACUCAGAUGUACUUUGUCCAUGCAGCCACAGCUGUGGAGACAGGGCUGCUACUGGCCAUGGCUUUUGAUCGCUACGUGGCCAUCUGCAAGCCCCUACAUUAUAUGAGAAUUCUCACCCCUCAUGUGAUGUUGGGAAUGACUGUGACUAUCAUCAUUAGAGCUGUUGUUUUUAUGACUCCACUGAGUUGGAUGUUGAGUCAUUUGCCAUUCUGUGGCUCCAAUGUAGUUCUUCAUUCCUACUGUGAACACAUGGCUGUGGCCAAGGUGUCAUGUGCUGACCCCAUGCCCAGUAGUCUUUACAGUUUGAUUUUCUCCUCCAUAAUUGUGGGAUUGGAUGUAGCCUUCAUCGCUGCCUCCUAUAUCUUGAUUCUUAGGGCAGUAUUUAGUCUGUCCUCAAAGAAUGCCCAGCGGAAGGCAUUGAGUACAUGUGGCUCUCACGUUGGGGUCAUGGCACUGUAUUAUCUCCCUGGGAUGGCAUCUGUCUAUGUAGCCUGGCUAGGACAGGACAAAGUUCCCCUGCACGUCCAUGUGCUCUUAGCUGACCUGUACCUGAUUAUUCCGCCCACCCUGAACCCUGUCAUUUAUGGUAUGAGGACCAGGCAAAUCCGGGAACGGACAUGGAGUCUGCUGACGCAUUGCUUCUUUCACCAAUCCACUCAAGGUUCAUGA